Fusarium redolens is the source of this 2564-nucleotide messenger RNA. RefSeq names its product Dolichyl-phosphate-mannose-protein mannosyltransferase-domain-containing protein. Gene Ontology annotation, molecular function: dolichyl-phosphate-mannose-protein mannosyltransferase activity. The record is from RefSeq and is a predicted model, not a curated record. The transcript is spliced from 5 exons. The coding region runs from base 107 to 2329 and encodes 740 amino acids. Gene Ontology annotation, cellular component: membrane; endoplasmic reticulum. Gene Ontology annotation, biological process: protein O-linked glycosylation via mannose. NCBI's taxonomy places the organism in Eukaryota, Fungi, Ascomycota, Sordariomycetes, Hypocreales, Nectriaceae.
GUCGAGCUUACUUAGCCAACAUCACCCCCUUUGGCUCCCAUCAAACACCCAUUCUACAAACGUCGCGACUUCUACUUCGAAUCGAUACCUAUACGAUUGAAUAAUCAUGGCUGCCGACAAGGCUGCCGUCGCCUCAGGCGCUGACCUGGGUGAUGGUCUCAGACAGCGUCCUGCUGCUGGACAGGCUAACCUCCAGCCCCCAAGUCCUCAGCCUGAGGACAACAAGAAGCUUGUCAAGAAGGAGUCCUCAUUCCUCCAAACACUCGACCAGUGGGAGGUUGUCAUUGCCCCGCUGAUCUUUACUCUCCUGGCUAUCUUCACUCGACUUUACAAGAUCGGUAUCAGCAAUAUCGUUACCUGGGAUGAAGCUCACUUCGGCAAGUUCGGUUCCUACUAUAUCAAGCAUGAAUACUACUUCGAUGUCCACCCUCCCCUCGGCAAGAUGCUCGUCGGUCUUUCUGGAGUCCUAGCUGGCUACAACGGAACAUUCGAGUUCAAGUCUGGCGAAAAGUACCCCGAGGAAGUCAACUACACCAUCAUGCGUAUCUUCAAUGCGGCCUUCGGUAUCUUCUGCAUUCCCCUUGCUUACUACACUGCUCGUGAGCUCAAGCUUCGACGCCCUGCUGUGUGGCUCGUUACUCUGAUGGUUCUUUGCGAGAACUCCUACACCACUAUCAGCCGUUUCAUCCUGCUCGACUCUAUGCUGCUGUGCGGUACCGUGGCCACCGUCUUCUGCUGGUCCAAGUUCCACAACCAGCGCCACAACAGCUUCGAGCCUGAGUGGUUCUUCUGGCUGUUCUUGACUGGACUCAGCAUUGGCUGUGUCUGCAGUGUUAAGCUUGUUGGUCUUUUCGUUACUGCUCUCGUCGGUCUUUACACCAUUGAGGACCUCUGGCGAAAGUUCGGCGACACCAAGAUGCCUGUUACCACUCUUGGUGCCCACGUCGUCACCCGUGUCGUUGGCCUCAUCGUCAUCCCUUUCCUGAUCUACCUCCUCUCUUUCGCCCUGCACUUUGCCAUUCUCGACCGCUCCGGCCCUGGUGAUGCUCAGAUGAGCUCCCUCUUCCAGGCUAACCUCAAGGGUACUCAGGUUGGAAAGGACAGCCCUCUGGAGAUUGCAAUUGGUUCCCGUGCUACUAUCAAGAACAUGGGCUACGGUGGUGGUCUUCUUCAUUCCCACGUUCAGACCUACCCCGAGGGUUCCAAGCAGCAGCAAGUUACCUGCUACCACCACAAGGACACCAACAACGACUGGUUCUUCUACCCCAACCGCCGAGAGGAGGACUACAACCCUGAGGGUGACCUCCGAUUCAUUGGUGACAACUCCGUCAUUCGACUUAUCCACGCCCAAACUGGCCGCAAUCUGCACUCUCACGACAUCGCUGCCCCUGUGACCCGAGGCCACAAGGAAGUUUCCAGCUACGGUAACCUGACUGUUGGUGACGACAAGGACCACUGGAAGGUUGAGGUUGUCCGUGAUUCUGCUUCUCGGGAUCGCAGCAAGAUCAGAACCCUUACCACUGCUUUCCGUCUCAAGCAUGAGGUCCUUGGCUGCUAUCUCCGAGCUGGCAACGUCAACCUCCCCCAGUGGGGUUUCAAGCAGAUCGAGGUUACUUGCACCAAGGAGAACAACCCCCGUGACACUUACACCCACUGGAACGUUGAGGCUCACUGGAACGACAAGCUCCCUCCCGCCGAGGCUGGUGUUUACAAGUCCCCCUUCUUCCAUGACUUCGUCCAUUUGAACGUCGCUAUGAUGACCUCCAACAACGCUCUGGUCCCCGAUCCUGACAAGCAAGAUGACCUUGCUUCCAAGUGGUGGCAGUGGCCAUUCCUUCACGUCGGUCUCCGUAUGUGCGGUUGGGGUGAUGAUAUCGUCAAGUACUUCCUCCUCGGUAACCCUCUCAUCUACUGGGGUUCUACCGCUUCUCUUGGAAUCGCCGGCCUGGUCAUUGUCUGGUACAUCCUUCGAUGGCAACGAGGUGUCAACGAUCUCAGCGAGAACGAGAUUGACCACAUUCACUACUCGGCAUUGUACCCCCUGGCCGGCUGGUUUCUUCACUACCUUCCUUUUGUUAUUAUGGCUCGUGUUACUUACGUGCAUCACUACUACCCGGCUCUCUACUUCGCCAUUCUCAACUUUGGCUUCCUUGUUGACUGGUUCACUCGCAACCGCAACAAGACCAUCCAGACCAUUGUGUAUGGCAUUCUCUACACCGUCAUUAUCGGCCUUUACAUUUACUUCAUCCCUAUUUGCUGGGGUAUGACUGGCAACCACAAGCAGUACAAGUACAUGAAGUGGUUCGAUAACUGGCGAGUCACCGACUAAGGGAUUGAUCAAUGUUUUGAGCAAUCUCUUUUCUCUAGAUUACACAGUGGUCUAGACGAGCUGUCUCAUGUACCGCCAUGCAGACGUGUUUGUGUUACUCGAUUUUCGAAAACGUACUGCAAGGAUAUAGAAUUGGGGAACUCAUGUAAAAGACGGGUCGCAGGGAUUCUGUUGGGAGGCAAAGCAAGGGACGAGGGAAGAAAAGACGAAACAGGAUCAACGGAAUGAGGCAGUU